GUUACCUUACGUAAAGGCCUUACGUCAAUGAAUGCGGAUGUUGACAUACUCGAUACUAUGAACAUUAAGGCACAAACCAUUGCCACUCUAAGGCAGUUUGACAUUGGGAACAAGUUUGCACACUUAGCUCUGCCUAAAGCUGCUGUGCUCAUCCCACUGUUUGUGAAGGGUGAGGAGCUAUAUACAGUCAUGACUCUGCGCUCUAAGGAGCUCAGGACCAAUGCAGGCGAGGUGUGCUUCCCUGGUGGAAAGAGGGACCCCAUCGACAUAGAUGAUGUGGAGACGGCACUGAGGGAGGCUCAGGAGGAGAUAGGCCUGCCGCACCAAGUGGAGGUGGUCUGUAAACUCGCCCCGGUUUUUAAUAAGAGUGGGCUGAUAGUGACCCCAGUCGUGGGCUUCAUAGACCAGAACUUCACUGCAAGUCCAAACCCAGCAGAGGUCAGUGCAGUGUUCACAGUUCCUCUGGACCUCUUCACGCAGGAGAAGAACCACUCUGAAUUUCAAGGCAUUAGUGGUGUGGUGGGACCACUGCAUUUCUUUAAUUAUAUGGACCCUAUUUCAAACACUCAGUAUCAGAUAUGGGGCCUCACUGCAUGGUUGGCCAUGCUAGUUGCUGUUUGUGCCCUUCAGAAAAAAACAGAAUUUGAAGUUGGAAUUGAUUUCAAGGAUGCACUGCACGUCUUUGAGCAAAACCUACUCAAAGUCAGUAAGCUAUAACAGUAUUCACAAGAGUCGUUUAACACUUAACUGGACAAAAUGGCACUGUGUAGCUAGCUAAAAAUAAUAAUCUGCAACAGUUGUUUUUUUUUUUUUUUUUUCACACUGAAAAAUGUGAGACCUGUGAUGUUCUCAUCUAAAUAUUAGCUUGCAUCAAGUUCAACAAGGGAACCACUUUAGCAUUUCACUAUAAUGAUUAUCAUUAAAAAAUAUACCUUUUGAUAAAAUUGGCAAGUUUGACCUGUAUGUCCAAUAUGACACAUGACAAAUAAUUUAAACCUCUUCCAAGAUUAUCAGUUUGUUGUCUUUUACACACAGCUAUGAUGUUUAGCAUACAUACUAUGUAACUUCUGCUUAAAUGUCUAAAUAUAUAUAU
Molecule: messenger RNA, 1093 nt
Organism: Boleophthalmus pectinirostris (great blue-spotted mudskipper)
Lineage: Eukaryota; Metazoa; Chordata; Actinopteri; Gobiiformes; Gobiidae
Gene: nudt7
Product: nudix (nucleoside diphosphate linked moiety X)-type motif 7
Exons: 4
Coding region: 28-717 (229 amino acids)
Biological process (GO): coenzyme A catabolic process
Molecular function (GO): coenzyme A diphosphatase activity; acetyl-CoA hydrolase activity
Source: RefSeq, a predicted model, not a curated record